CAUCAUGCAGGACAUCGCAAUUCUUUAAUUGCCCCGCGAGGAACGAGGAGUUAGAAGACUUUCUGAGGAGGCAUGAGCGAGGUUGCACAGAGUACAGAGCCUGCGGUACACGUGAGGGGUCAAGAUCCACUUACAGCCUCAAUGCUGGCAGCUGCACCCUUAAAAGAACAGAAACAGCUACUGGGUGAACGCCUGUACCCCCUUAUACAGGCUAUGCAUCCCAAUCUAGCAGGGAAGAUCACGGGUAUGCUGCUGGAGAUUGACAACUCUGAACUACUACACAUGCUUGAGUCUCCAGAAUCCCUCAACUCUAAGGUUGAAGAGGCAGUAGUGGUUCUUCAGGCUCAUCAAGCCAAGGAGUUGUCAGAUACGAAGUAAAGAAGCUCCUAGAGGCAUGCACACUGAAGUUCCAAGGAGGUGUUUGAAAAGGAGAGAGAAAAGGAAAAAGCACUCUAUAAUGUUGAGUUUGUUCUGAUCUGAUUUUGUUUAAAAAAAAAAAAAAUUACUAACAUACCCUUGGCUAUGUAUAUUGUGUUGGACUUGAUGAGACUAUUUCCAGUGCGCUUAUGUAUUGCUGUUCUUAUGUUGCCAUAAUUGCUUCUAUUGUUUACCUCACUUGUAAGUCGCUUUGGACAAAAGCAUCUGCUAAAUGAUUAAAUGUAAAUGUUUAUAAAAAUGAAAAAAAUGAAAAAUUAUGAAAACCUAAAAAAAUGAAUAUUUGAAAUUUCUGUGUGCAAUAAACAUUAUGCUCACCUAAUGUGCAAAUGUUGUUUCAGACUUGUAUUUUUUCAUUUUUUUUAUCAUAAUCAU
Paramisgurnus dabryanus is the source of this 810-nucleotide messenger RNA. Its product is annotated as polyadenylate-binding protein 1-A-like. The record is from RefSeq and is a predicted model, not a curated record. Gene Ontology annotation, molecular function: ubiquitin-ubiquitin ligase activity; RNA binding. Gene Ontology annotation, biological process: positive regulation of canonical Wnt signaling pathway; protein polyubiquitination. Gene Ontology annotation, cellular component: nucleus; cytoplasm. Lineage: Eukaryota; Metazoa; Chordata; Actinopteri; Cypriniformes; Cobitidae.